GGAGAUGAGGUGACAUGGACAUGUGUGGGCCUUCAUUAUCCACCGUCUCUUCCGUUUACACGCGCUUGUGCGAAUCCUACAAAGAGACGUACGAUAGCGUACACGUGAAUAUAUGAAACGUGUGUAUCAAUGUAAGAAUAUACGCACAUAAUAUAGUAUGUAAUACAUGUAUUAUCAUGUAUAUAUACUAGUAUUGGGUUUGAGAACGAGAUGAUUUUGCACGUAUUGAUUAUUCAAUGGAGCCAACUACUGUGGUCUCAAACUUAUCGUUUUACAAACCGUCUCCAAUAGUAUUUUGAAGAAAAACAUAAAAAAAUAUUUUAAAAAGAAAAAGACUUUCUCCAAUAGUACUAUUCAUAUAUUCAUUUUGAUGAAUAAUACCACAUCAAAUUUGAAAAAAUAUUAUUCACAGACUAACUUUGACGUUGGACGUUUUCAUUUACAAAUUGAUCAAAUACAUUUUUAUAUAGUUAUACUUGAAAAUAUAAAUAUAUGUGUUUUGUAUUUUAAGAAUAUGUUUUUAAUUAAAAAAUGAAAGAAACCAUUAGAAUAAAACUCAUACUCAUUUUAAAAGAAAAAUAAAAAUAUUCAUUGGAGAUGUCUAUACCAAACCGUGGGAGAUUUGGGUUUAAAAUAGCAAUGAAGAAGUUAUGGUAACUUUUUUGAACAUUUUUAUGGUAACUUAUAUGUUAAUAAAACCUUUAUAUAAAUGUUUUCUUAUUCGAUUCACAAAAGAUCGUGCAAAAUUAUAUACAAGUGUGUUUAAUUUACCCUUAAUUUAAUAUUAGAUCAAAGUUUUGACUAGAAACGAGAGCGCAUAGAUAUAUGCAUGGAUCAAACCAUUCUACAUUUUCAGAUAAUAAUGAAACGCAAAGCAUAUCAGUUUAAUAAUUGUCACUUUCAAUAAUAAUAAUGUUUAUUUGAAAUGUACUUAAAAUUGGUGUUGAAAUACAUCUAACCCGUAUGUCAUCUCAUUUUAUAGAAAAAUCACUACUUGUCUAAAUGUAUGUGUAUGCAUUAGAAAAACUGGGUGAUCAGUGAUGCUUUCAUAAGAAAAUAUAAUAAACCAAUUAAAAACUAAACUUAUUGACGCCUGUUGAGUCAAAGCUUGGCAGAUCUAAAACCCAGGGCUUCUAAGUAACUUCGUUUUUAAUAAUUUUGAAAAAUAAUUCAAAUAUAUGGCUUAAUUAAUCAUAUGGUUUAAUUAAUAACUUCCAGUGUGAUCUCUUUUUAAACUAAUAGAGAAAGACAUUUAAAACAUUUGAUUAGUCUUAUCUUUUCUUCGAUUCUCUUGGUUUUUUAACAUCACCUAAAUUGUUUUUAGUGGUAGGUAUAGUUUUGGGUUUGAUUCCUUUUAGAUGCAACUAAAUAUUUGUGAAAGUCUCUUAAUUAGCCUAGUAAUUAAUGGUUUGAUAGAUUUUUAUAUAUUAUAAAAUGGAAAAUUUACCAGAAAUUUCAGAAUGGGUUUUAUUAAAUAUCAAAUUUAUUAAUCAAAAUUUUCAGAAUUUGCAGGUGUAGUUAUUCAUUGUGGUUGUGUGCUGUGGAAAACUUUGUUCAUCGAAAAUGUUGUACAUGCAAAAUUAAUCGCUAAUCCAAUUGUUAAGAGAAAAGUUAUAUAGUGGAGUCACUGUCCCGGAAAUUUCAUUGAUAUUGCAUAUAUUGAAAAUAGUAAAUCAUCAUUUAUAAUAUAAAUGAUGUAAUGAACCAGUGUUAAAAAUUGUUUUUAGUGGACAUUAAAAAUUUGCAUUGUUAUUAUUAAAUUUUGCAAAAAUACAACGCUGCGUAAUCCUUGGACUGUUGCAUUGAAAACAAGUUUUGUUUAGUGAAUUUUAUUGCUCGAGAUUUGAUACCAUUUAAGUGUUAUCUUGGGAUUGAUGCAUAUGUGAGAUUAUUUUAGUAUAUACGAAUGCCUCCAUCACAACUACAAGUCUCAAGGGUCUAUGAAAUUACUCCAGACAUGCAUGCAACUAAAUUUCAAAAAUAUAUAUAUAAUCAGCUUGGACUUAUUUUAACUUGUAAAACUACGACGCGUUAAACCCAACUCGACUCAACCUGCGUCAAUUUAUUUAUUCGAAACUACCUGAUAUAUUAUUGCUUGUGGUUUAGAAAUUAGAAUCGGAGUUGGUUUCAUUAGAAACAGUUGGAGUUGGUCUUUUUUAAGUCAAAUGUAACAUUGGUUUAAUAUCAAUUAAGCAGCUUAAUCUAAGAUGACCCAACCUGAUGUUCUUUUAUAACGGUAUAAGGAAACAAAACAUUGCUCAUUUCUUCACUUCAAAGAUCGUGUUUUCAUGGUUUCGUAAAAUUACCUAGUAGAUUUGUAGGGAAGACGUCUGACCGAGAUUAGAGUUUUCAUUCAAUUUGUAUGAAUUUGUUAGUUCAUGAAUGCAUUCUCUUUAAAAGGAUUAUACGUUUUACCUUAUAAAGACGUUUUGAAUUCGAUUAUUGUUGGAAUUAGAUUAAGAUGUCACAAGGCAUUGAGAUGAAAGGUUUGGAGGUGAAUAUCCAAUGCAAGAUCCGCAACGAAAUAAAGAUUUUAAUGUAGUGAAAUUUGAAUCAUUUAUCUUUUUAUUCAUAUGGGUUGUAAUAAAGACAUUUUGUAGUAUUAUUUGAUUUCUAAGAUCAGGCCAUAUAAACAACUAUGACAAGAGUUAUAUAUAUCAUGGUUCUUAUUAAACAUUUAUAUAAAAUAUGAAACAUUUUCAUAGCUAUCUCAUUAUCACAACUGAUGUUUAAUAAUAUAAAAGUUAGGUACUAAGAUUUUGGUAAGAAAACUGGAAAGCAAACGAUUUUACACCAAAAUAUUCCAUUCCUAACUUGUCGAAGUGGCCAAUUCAACUCAAAAGAAUCAGAAUAUUAUUUAAUAGAAGAGAAGAUGAAGACGAAUAAGAGUAAGAGAAGCGUGGCCAAUGUAGCAAGUAGCCUCCUAUGGUGCAUCACUUAUCUUGGCCGAACAUUUUAAAUAAUGUCAAAUAUCACCUAACUAGAUUUGAAAACUUUAUUGGAUAUACAUGUAGCUGUAGUAGUGGCUAUAAACCUACUCAAAAAAUGUCUUAUGUCCAAUAAAAUUAAAUUUUACAAAAUUAAAUUAUAGCAAACUCGUCAAAUGCACAAACGUUAAUUUAAUUUAAAUGGUUACUACUGGAAUUAAUUGUUGAAAAACCAUUCUUCAUUUUGGAUUUAAUUUUUUUAAUGGUUUAUUUUAUUUGUAUGUAAAAUAAUAUAUUUUCGGAUGUUUCGAUUUAGGCUUUAAAUUAAUGAUGAGUUCGACCUUAGAAGGCAUAGUAGCUCUUCAAUUAUUAGUCUGGACCUGAAAUCUAUUGAUUUAUAUAUAGUCCAGGACUAGGAAGUAUUGGAAUCUAUAAUUCAUAAAAGAUACUUACCAGGGACUAGGGAGAUCCAUAUUAACCAUUAUCCAUAUACUCCACUUAUCCAAAUUAAGUAUCAUGCACAUGUAAGAAAGUAACCACUUGGUUUUGUUAAUAUGUUUCACAUGUUUUUCUUUUCUUAAUUUGCCGCCUUAAUCUUGUUCUAAUUAACCAGUGGGUGGAAUCUAACAAUUAUAGUGCACAAAGUUAUUUUUUUAUACGUAUAUUUUAUUUGAAAAUGUUAUCGAAAAAGAUUAUUGAGGUCCCAGUUCGAGUGCAAAGGUGCUUUUCUGUUCUUAUAGUUUAAUCAUUGCGUGGCAAGCAACAUGAACCUCCUAAUGUGUCUUUACCAACAAAAUAAAUCAUCCUAAAUGAUUAUUAUAACCAAUUUCUAGCGUAUUUAAUAUUUGUCACAUUUUUAAAUUAUAAUAUACAGUUUUUAAAAGGUUAUAAUUUAAAUACAAAAAUAGUGUCAGAAAAUUCAUAUUAAGUUUGAGUUUCAAUAAAUUACUAUGAUUCUUACACAACUAAUGGUCGUUUUUGUUAGUCACCAUGGUUAAUGAUCUUUUUUUUUUACCAUAGUUAAUGGUCUCUUAGCUCGAACUCUAAAGUUUCACAAUUUCAAUUCAGAAAUACAUUUUUGAUUUUAUUAUGUUAUACUGUAUAAAUUUUGUAGAGUAGCAACUCCGUUGACAAAAUAAACCUUAAUUUUUAUCUUUCCAUGGAAAAUAAAAAAUCAAAUAUUUUUAUUUAUCCCACCGUAAAAAAGAAAAUCCAAAUUUUAAUUUUUUUGACAAAAACAAAGUAUAAAAGAAAAACUUCAGAAAGUCCACAUCGACCGGUGAUAGGUGAGUUAUUCAGUGCCUUUCCAUUCAAUAGUUUACUCACGAUCGCCACAUGGGACCCAUAUUCCCCAGUCACAUCACAUUGUCCUUAAUACGGCACCGUAAUCAGAACAAUAUUAUGAAGACUUUAAGCAUUUAAAGCAAAUCUACUUGGUCAAUUCGCAAUUUUAAUUCAUGGCUAAAUCACUUUAACUCAAAGCAAUGGUUCCCAAAAAUAUCCAUUUUAUUUUAAUUCUAAUUAGAAUAAUCAGCAUUUUAAACUAUACAUUAUUUUAAAAUAAAGGACAUUGUCUAGAAAAUAAAUAUAUUAGAAGAGAUUUUUUUUGAAUUACUCGAUCAGUUAAAUGAGUUAUAUAGAUCAUCAGUCAAUGUAUGACUUUUGACUAAUUUCUUUGAAUUUCCAAAGUUUAAUUAUAUUAGUACAUCUCACAUUGUUUGUAGAUGAUCACAAAUUGAUGUUAAUUAUAUGAACUGAAAACUUUCCUAGAUUUUAUAUUCUUUAAACAUGUUACAUGUUUGGUCUAGAUAACCAUAACCCAAAAUGUCACAAUCGGUAAAUCUAGAAAAGCUUUAUUCCAUGGAAAUUUUUUGUUGUGGAAGAAAAUAAUUUUAAAAAUCUAUCACUUUCCCUGGCCUGUAAAAGCUUGCCACUUUCUACUUUUUUCCACAACUUUCUUUUUCAAUUACAAAAUUGAUGUUCUUGGCACUGAACAAAAUGGACAAAGAAAAAAAAAAGCUGAAAAAACCACAAGGCACAAGCUUCUACUAUUAAAGAUAUAGAUAGAGAGAGAGAAGCUGUAAUAGCAAACACAGUAGAGAGAGAGAGAAGGCAUGCUUGUCGGCCAUAAGAGCUUCAAGCCAAAGCAAAACUUGCUUAUACUUUCCAUAAUAAUCAAAAAUCCUUAUUGGAAUAUACACUCAUCGAUUCUCAUCACUAUCUCUUUUUUCUAGCUUCUCUUUUAAUUCUUGGGAUCGUGGGAGCUAUCUAUAAAGUUUAUUGGAUUUAAAAGCUCCUUUAUUUUCUGAUUCUGCUUGAUUCCCAGAUCAAAGAUGAUCUCUUUUUGAUUCCCACAACAUCAAAUGAGAUCUCUUUCUCUCUGAGAGUUUUAAUUUGAGGAAUCAAAAAGACAAAAGCUGGGAGAGAUAUUCUAAAACCCUUUUACACAAGUGCUGAGUUUUUAUCAAUGAGGAUUAAAACAGAACCAAAACCAAUGUUUGGUGGAGUUUUGUUUCUUUUAACACUUCUGGUCUGGACAUCAGAAUGUCUGAACAGAGAUGGUCAGUUUCUAUUGGAGCUGAAGAACAGAGGAUUUCAAGAUUCGUUCAACCGUCUCCGCAACUGGAACGGCAUUGAUGAGACGCCGUGUAACUGGAUAGGAGUGAACUGCAGCAACAAUCUGGUAGUGACAUCUCUUGACUUAAGCUCCAUGAAUCUCACUGGUGUAUUAGCCCCAAGCAUUGGCGGUUUGGUUAACUUGGUUUAUCUCAGCCUCGCUUAUAACGAGUUAACCGGAGACAUUCCUAAGGAGAUUGGGAACUGUUCUAAUCUAGAAGUUAUGUUUCUGAACAACAACCAGUUCGGUGGUUCUAUACCUGUCGAGAUCAAGAAACUGUCCGCUCUGAGAAGCUUCAACAUUUGUAAUAACAAACUCUCCGGUCCUUUGCCUGAAGAGAUUGGCGAUUUACAUAAUCUAGAAGAGCUUGUGGCUUACACCAACAACUUAACCGGUCCACUGCCUCGUUCUAUAGGGAGACUCACCAAGCUGACUACGUUUCGCGCAGGGCAAAACGAGUUCUCUGGAGAGCUUCCUAACGAGAUUGGUCAAUGCCUCAACUUGAAGCUGCUCGGCCUCGCGCAGAAUCUCAUCUCCGGAGAGCUUCCCAAGGAGAUUGGGAAGCUCGUUAAACUCCAGGAGGUGAUUCUCUGGCAGAACAAGUUCUCAGGGUCGAUUCCUAAAGAGAUUGGGAACCUCACAAGGCUUGAGAUACUUGCUUUGUACGUUAACUCGUUCGUUGGACCGAUACCUUCAGAGAUUGGUAACAUGAAGUCAUUGAAGAAGCUUUACCUCUACCAAAACCAGUUGAAUGGGACUAUCCCAAGGGAGAUUGGGAACCUAACGAGAGCUAUGGAGAUCGAUUUUUCGGAGAAUAUGCUGACUGGUGAGAUCCCAGUUGAGUUAAGCAAGAUCAGUGAGCUGAAGCUGUUGUAUUUGUUUCAGAACAAGUUAACCGGAACCAUACCGAACGAGCUUAGUGACUUAAAGAAUCUUGUGAAGCUUGAUCUCUCAAUUAACUCCUUAACCGGUCCUAUACCGUCCGGUUUUCAGAAUCUCACUUCAAUGCGUCAGCUUCAGCUCUUCCACAACUCCCUCAGCGGUGUGAUCCCUCAGGGUCUUGGCACGUACAGUCCUCUAUGGGUUGUUGACUUCUCAGAGAAUCAGCUCUCGGGGAAGAUACCGCCUUCUAUAUGUAACCAAUCGAAUCUCAUCUUAUUGAAUCUCGGUUCAAACCGGAUAUUCGGAGAAAUCCCGCCGGGUGUGCUGACCUGCAAACCGCUCCAGCAGCUUAGAGUAGUUGGGAACCGACUAACCGGUCGGUUCCCAACCGAUUUAUGCAAGCUUGUUAAUCUCUCAGCUAUAGAGCUGGAUCAAAACCGGUUUAGCGGACCGUUACCGGCCAAGAUAGAGAUUUGCCAGAAGCUUCAAAGGCUUCACCUCGCAGCUAACCGGUUCUCCUCAAGCCUACCGAAAGAAAUCAGCAAACUCUCCAACUUAGUCACUUUCAACGUCUCCUCAAACUCUCUAACCGGACCGAUCCCUUCGGAGAUCUCCAACUGCAAGAUGCUUCAACGACUCGACCUGAGCAGGAACAGUUUCAUCGGUCAUUUACCAUGCGAGCUUGGAAGCUUACAUCAGCUAGAGAUCCUCAGACUCAACGACAAUAGAUUAUCCGGCAACAUACCGUUCACCAUCGGUAACCUCACUCAUCUAACCGAGCUUCAGAUGGGUGGAAACUUGUUUUCAGGGAGCAUACCGCCUCAGCUAGGCUCACUAUCAAGUCUCCAAAUCGCGAUGAACUUGAGCUACAACGACUUCAGCGGCGAGAUACCGCCCGAGCUCGGGAAUCUUUAUCUACUUAUGUACCUUUCUCUUAACAACAACCACUUGAGCGGCGAGAUCCCGACUACUUUCGAGAACUUAUCGAGCUUACUAGGCUGCAACUUCUCCUACAACAACUUGACCGGACCGCUUCCGCUCACGCCGCUCUUUCAAAACAUGACUCUAACCAGCUUCCUCGGAGAUAAAGGACUCUGCGGCGGGCAUCUGAGAAGCUGCGACUCUAACCUCUCUUCCUGGAGUAACCUUUCGCCUCUUAGAUCAGGCUCGGCGCGUCGCCGGAGGAUCAUUGUCAUCUUGUCUUCCAUCGUCGGUGGCAUAUCUCUUUUCCUCAUAGCUAUCGUUGUUCAUUUCCUUAGACAACACCCUGUGGAGGCUACAAAGCCUCCUUACGUGCGCGACAAGGAACCGUUUUUCGAAGAAUCUGACAUCUACUUCGUCCCGAAAGAACGGUUCACUGUUAAAGACAUCCUCGAAGCGACGAAAGGGUUCCACGAAAGCUACAUUAUAGGUAAAGGAGCGUGCGGGACGGUUUACAAAGCGGUUAUGCCAUCGGGUAAAACCAUCGCGGUUAAAAAGUUAGGAUCGAAUAGAGAAGGCGGUAAUAAUAACAAUACGGAUAACAGUUUCCGCGCGGAGAUUCUUACUCUAGGAAAGAUCAGGCACAGGAACAUUGUGAGGCUGUACAGUUUCUGUUACCACCAGGGCUCGAACUCGAAUCUCUUGCUGUACGAGUACAUGUCUCGAGGAAGCUUAGGUGAGAUUCUGCACGGAGGGAAGUCGUAUGGUCUUGACUGGCCGACUCGGUUUGGGAUCGCGCUCGGUGCGGCGGAAGGGCUUGCUUACUUGCAUCAUGAUUGUAAACCGAGGAUCAUUCAUCGAGACAUCAAGUCUAACAACAUUUUGCUUGAUGAGAACUUUGAAGCUCAUGUUGGAGAUUUUGGUUUGGCUAAGGUCAUUGACAUGCCAGUGUCCAAAUCUGUCUCAGCCGUCGCUGGUUCAUAUGGUUACAUUGCUCCCGAGUAUGCAUACACAAUGAAAGUAACGGAGAAAUGCGAUAUCUACAGCUUCGGAGUUGUACUUCUUGAGUUGUUAACCGGAAAGACUCCGGUUCAACCGAUUGACCAAGGUGGAGAUCUUGCCACGUGGACAAGAAACCAUAUCAGAGAUCAUUCGUUGACAAGUGAGAUACUUGAUCCUUAUCUAACGAAAGUAGAAGACGAUGUGAUUCUUGCUCACAUGAUCACGGUUACGAAAAUUGCUGUGCUCUGUACUAAAGCUUCGCCGUCGGAUCGACCUACGAUGAGGGAAGUAGUGUUGAUGCUGAUAGAGUCUGGAGAACGUGCGGGGAAAGUGAUUGUGUCCGCCACGUGCGGCGAUUUACCUCCACCGGUGCAGUCGUGUUAACUUAGUUGGUUUCUGUAUAGAUUAAAUAUGAUUUGUAUAGUCACUAUAGAAGAAAGAAAGCAUGAGCAUACGUAUAAAUCAUUCCUAGUUGGUUGAAAACUUGAAAUAAUAUUAGAAUUUUUUCUUUGUUUGCAA
Messenger RNA from Brassica rapa (field mustard), 8868 nucleotides. RefSeq names its product probable leucine-rich repeat receptor-like protein kinase At2g33170. NCBI's taxonomy places the organism in Eukaryota, Viridiplantae, Streptophyta, Magnoliopsida, Brassicales, Brassicaceae. Gene Ontology annotation, biological process: protein phosphorylation. Gene Ontology annotation, molecular function: ATP binding; protein kinase activity; protein binding. The record is from RefSeq and is a predicted model, not a curated record.